UAUUUAAAGAAUCUAUAAAUCUUACGUUCUCGUUAAAUUUAUAUAGCUUUAAAAUUUUUUUUCAAAUCUCUUUCACUUUCACUUUCUUCCUCGAAUUCGACACUUAUUAUCGAUACACUCCGACUUUCAAAUACAAUGAAAAACUUUUGACUUUCACUCUCGCACCCUUCACCUUCCUCCGAUCGAAAAGAGAGAUCCAUGGAUCUCGAGUCUUUUUUCGCUCGAAUAUUCGUUUAGUUCUUAAAUCGAACUCGAAAUGCCACUCGUUUCCGCUCGACGGUUCAACGGCCACUCCCAAAGCCCCGACGGUCAGCGCGCCUCGGACCCCUGUUAACCCUCUGUCCACCACUUUCGAUUUCCUUCGAGGCAUCGGCCGACAUUCCAUACGGAAACUUUCCAUCGUGGAAAGCGAUCGAAAGCAAAGAGUCGGAACGGAUUCGAAACCGUGACGACGACCUUGCCGAGGGUCGGCCACGGCUCUGCAAGAGGAGGAUCGGCGGCGACGUCGCGUGCGGUUCCUGGUGGCGCACUAAAUGUCGCAAUCGGUCGCAGCCGAUCGUUCGAACGGCUCGUUGAAGGAAGGGGUCGAACACUUUCUCUCGGACGCGGCGAACCAGCGUACGAGCCGACGAGAGGAACACUCGGCCACGAGUUUUUACCAAAGGAACAACUAGUCCGCCGUCACGUUUCCGUCACGGUGCUCCUCCGCCUGUAGAACAGGUCUCUCAAUUUCGAAAUCGUUCUGGAUUUCUAAAUGAACAGUGUGUGCCGGGGUUGAUUGAGUUGUUUACGACUGCGUUCCAAGAUGCGAUUGACGCAAGCCUCUUCCAUUCUUGGGUGUUGGUUCUUGGCAGUGACGUUGGUGGACGCCGCGCCGAACCCAGAGGAACCAUUGUUCAAUCUUCCCGUGCAGCUGAUCGGCUUCCCGGUGAUCGUAGCCACUGUGAGGAUCACCAACUUCGUAAAGAAACUCGCCUACUCGUUGAACCCAGAAACUUACGUCAGCCGAGUGAGACGAGAUCUUCCUCUGGUCCACGACGAAGAGAUCCUCAAUGUCGAUCAAGUGGAGAAGAAAUUGGUAUCGGAAUUGGGCAACAACGUUUGCGUUUAUGAGAGAAUUUGCGCGAAAUAUGCCACCCAAACUCUGCAGAAACGAAGCAGGGAACGAGCUCUUGAUUGGGACAUUAUUUUCAGCGAGUACAAAUCAUCGCCGAUCCCGAUGAAGGAGAAUUAUUUAUUGAGCGUGUUCCUGGGCGACAUCAUAGGCAGCCCGCGACUCUGUCACCAGUUGGCGAAACGAGGAAGACGCUGCGACGAGGCCACGCUCUCCGAUUAACUGUAAAAUCACUGCGAACAUCGCCAUUUGCGAACGCCGAUUGUAAAUAAUCGCGAAUCGUGUAUUUCCAUUUGAAUCGCCUUGAUUCCUUGGUGAAUCUUUUUGGAAAUUGCGACCAGGAGUUCGCCAAGGACAGAGAAAGCUGGCGA
This is a messenger RNA of Apis dorsata (giant honeybee), 1485 nucleotides long. RefSeq lists its product as uncharacterized. Bases 806 to 1336 code for a protein of 176 amino acids. The transcript is spliced from 4 exons. The record is from RefSeq and is a predicted model, not a curated record. NCBI's taxonomy places the organism in Eukaryota, Metazoa, Arthropoda, Insecta, Hymenoptera, Apidae.